Gamsiella multidivaricata is the source of this 712-nucleotide messenger RNA. RefSeq lists its product as uncharacterized. The record is from RefSeq and is a predicted model, not a curated record. The transcript has a single exon. The coding region runs from base 48 to 461 and encodes 137 amino acids. Lineage: Eukaryota; Fungi; Mortierellomycota; Mortierellomycetes; Mortierellales; Mortierellaceae.
UUAGUGCCGGCGUUCGUUUUGAGGAAGCGCUUUUUGACUUUGAGCCCAUGGUUAUGCUGUUGGAAUGGCAGCAAGGAAUGUGUUUAAUCUUCUCUUUUUUUUUGCUGAUUCUUUCCCCUCUUUGGUAUUCAGUGCCUGUUCAUUGUGACUGUGCGCUGCCGUUGGAGUAUUUUGGGCGGGUGGGCGCGAGAGUCAAGGGAGCCUUCUUUUCUCCAAUUUAUAAAAAUGGUCUCUAUUACUUGCUCUAUGUAUCAUGUGAUGAUCUUCGCACUUGGACAUCCAUCAAUAUCGACACGCCAAAGGACAACCAUCCAUCCAACAUGACUGAACCUACGAUCGGCGGCAGCACUUUCAAUCAUCUUAUCGUCUCGAUGGUGGUAUCGGAAUACGGACUUACUUUGCAGGAUCAGUCAUCAACUCGGCAUCCAAUCUGGAAUUGCAUGAGGGGGCCAUGGUAUUGAUCCAUGGUGGGACCGUACAUCUGGAUCUAGCUGAGGCUUCGGAGGUGGACUGCAGAGUACAGGGCGCGAAGAAACACCUCAUUCCACUUGCGAGGCGCACGACUUGAAACUACAGGACACGCCGUUGAAAGAGACGUGCUCAACGACAAUCAAAGAUCUUUAUGGACGUAUGAUCCACCAACGCUUCAUGCAGCUGGGUUUGGCAUAGAGUACUCUAUUUGACUGUCUGUGGCAACAGGAGAGUCAUUUAU